This is a messenger RNA of Priapulus caudatus, 1720 nucleotides long. RefSeq names its product serine protease HTRA2, mitochondrial-like. The record is from RefSeq and is a predicted model, not a curated record. The transcript has a single exon. NCBI's taxonomy places the organism in Eukaryota, Metazoa, Priapulida, Priapulimorpha, Priapulimorphida, Priapulidae. Bases 15 to 1367 code for a protein of 450 amino acids. Gene Ontology annotation, molecular function: serine-type endopeptidase activity; protein binding. Gene Ontology annotation, biological process: programmed cell death; proteolysis; positive regulation of apoptotic process.
AAAAUCAUGUAAACAUGGCAGCGCUCAUGAGAAACAUCAACUUUUUCAAUACAAGUGCAAUUUUGAAGACAAGAUAUUCUGGUAGACUAUUGCAUACUCCUAGUCCUACGAAUUUCACCAGGAACAUCGGCACGACGCCUCUAAAUUGGCUACGAUUAAAGCAAGCGAGUACUGGCCAAAAGAUCGGAAUAUUCGGCGUAGGUUUGCUAAGCGGUUUCGUCAUCGCUUCAAAUGUCGGAAAACUAAGCCCACAACAGAAGCCGGAUGUCGGCGAGAGUACGCUACUGCCGGUGCUGCGAGCGGCGCAGGUCUACGACGAGGGAACGACGGGGCACGACGACCAGCCGAAGUCGCGGCGUCUCAACUUCAUCGCCGACGUCGUCGACCAGGCGGUGCCGUCCGUCGUCUACAUCGAGAUCCGCGGCCGGCACCCGUUCACCGGCCACGACGUGACGUUGUCCAACGGCUCCGGCUUCAUCGUGCGCAGCGAUGGCGUAGUGCUCACGAACGCGCACGUUGUCGGCAACAACCGCGAGGUCGUCGUCCGGCUGCACGACGGCCGCGAGGUCACCGGGCGCGUCCAGUACCUCGACCCGACCUCCGACCUCGCGACGGUGCGCGUCGACGCCGGCCACGACCUCCCCGCGAUGCGGCUCGGCCGCUCGGCCGACGUCCGGCCCGGUGAGUGGGUCGUCGCCGUCGGCAGCCCGCUGACGCUCAGCAACACGAUCACGGCGGGCAUCGUGAGCACGGCCGCCAGAGGGAGCUCCGAGCUGGGGCUCGGUGACAAGAACAUGGAGUACAUCCAGACGGACGCAGCGAUCACGUUCGGAAACUCCGGCGGCCCGCUCGUGAACCUCGACGGCGAGGCGAUCGGCAUCAACACGAUGAAAGUCGCCGUGGGAAUAUCGUUCGCGAUCCCGAUCGACCACGCGAAACAAUUCCUCGAAGAAGUCUCCCGGCUCGAGGAGCGCGACCGGAAAACCGGAUGGUUCGGGAAGAAGAAACACCCCUCCGGAGAGCGCUCCCCGGCCGAGCAUCCUCUGGCGUCGCCACGGCGACGGUACAUGGGCAUCACGAUGCUGACCCUGACGCCGAACAUCGUCGGGGAGCUGCGUCUGCGCGACACGCGCUUCCCGGACGUGGAGGCAGGCGUGCUCGUGCACCGCAUUGUUGUCGGCUCGCCCGCGCACCGCGGCGGCCUCGAGGUCGGCGACGUCGUCGUGGCGAUCGACGGCCACGAGACUCGCCGCGCCAGUGACAUCUACGACGUGCUGCAGACCGGCAGGAAGGACCUCGUCAUGACCGUCGUCCGGGGCAGCCGCUCGCUGCGCAUCACCGUCACGCCGGAGGACGUCGAGUUUUGAGGGCUUUGAGGGCACCGGUCAACUCAACUGACCGACAAACUUGCCCCGUGUGGUUGCAAUGCUAACCACAAUGCUGGCCGAGUUGGUGCGUGGGUCGAGUUGACUGUAGAGCGAGUUUUGAACGCGUGCACGGGAGAUUCGCCGCGGGUCGGUCGUAGCGCGAUCUUUCGGUGUACGAACUAACUCUUAACUGCCUUAUCAUAAGCGUAGGCAUGCCCGGAUAUUCGCAGGAGGUUCACACUUUGUGUGGGCGUACGCCUAGUUGCAUGUGUGUAUCACAUAAUAUCAGGGGUUUUAAUAAUGACACAUUUGUCAUUAUUAACCCCUAAUAAUAUCAGGAGUGUCAUGAUGUA